CAUCCCCCUCAGAGUGUGGGAGCUGUGGGCGCUGCUGGCAGGGUUAUUUCCCUUAGUGCCAGCAGCCCCUACACGGAAAGACAGAUGUGAUCCACCACCAGUGAGAAGCCGGUAUGAUGAAUUAUCUUUUUUUGGACGCGGAUCAGGACCUCUGGGCUCAUCAACACCAGCCAUGACAAGAACCUCUUCUCUAGGCCAGAGCCCAUUGGUUGGAAGGAUGCCAUCAACUCCAGGAGCAGCUCCGAGUACAUUCAGUCGUGGAAGUGGGUGGCAGCGAAGGACGACACUCCCUCCUCUGCAGCCAGAUGGGUUUUAUGCUCCGCUUUAUCGCCUCAGAUCAGAGGAUCAAGGUCACGGCAGAUGGGUCACGGUGUAUGGAUUCCCUCAAGCAUCAGCUUCCUACAUUCUUCAUCAUUUUGCUCAAUAUGGAAACAUAUUAAAGCAUGUGAUGUCCACCACGGGGAACUGGAUGCAUAUUUGCUAUCAGACAACUCUGCAAGCCCGGAAAGCCCUGAGCAGUGACGGAAGAUAUUUUGGGAACUGCUUCAGGAUUGGUGUCGAGCCCUGCAGAGAUAUCUGGUUGAAAGGGUCGCCCGUGGAACCCUCUGUGCUGCUGGGAAGUGCUAGUGCACAGGGUUGUGUUGCUGUGCCAGAUGGGAAGGGAAACCGCAAGAGAGGAGACACUUGA
This is a messenger RNA of Calidris pugnax (ruff), 688 nucleotides long. RefSeq names its product nucleoporin NUP53-like. Gene Ontology annotation, molecular function: structural constituent of nuclear pore; phospholipid binding; single-stranded DNA binding. Bases 173 to 688 code for a protein of 171 amino acids. The record is from RefSeq and is a predicted model, not a curated record. The transcript has 7 exons. Gene Ontology annotation, biological process: NLS-bearing protein import into nucleus; nuclear pore organization; regulation of DNA-templated transcription. Gene Ontology annotation, cellular component: nuclear pore central transport channel; nuclear pore nuclear basket; nuclear membrane. Lineage: Eukaryota; Metazoa; Chordata; Aves; Charadriiformes; Scolopacidae.